Messenger RNA from Vitrella brassicaformis, 2206 nucleotides. The record is from the annotation of a GenBank genome assembly. NCBI's taxonomy places the organism in Eukaryota, Vitrellaceae.
GCAAAAUUCGAAAAUCGACUACAUCGGAAAAGUGUUCAACCAUCCAACCGUACGCGCGCGGAAUCUGGAAAUGUCAUCCAUCCAGUCGUCCAUCCAUGUACUGUGCCGCUCUAUAUGUGGUCCCCUCCUGGCUUCUCCCUCCCUCCCUCCCUCUCGUGCCUGCUUCUUCUCAUAUGGACCGAAGAAGAAGUCAACCAACCAGUCGGAGAGAAAACAAGGGAAGUCGCUAAUCCCUGUAUUACUCUCCUUCUAUCCCUCUGCCCCUCCCUCUGUCGGCUUGUGCUUGGCCCCCACCUCCGCCUCGUCCUCUUGUUUCACGCGGCGCUUCUUGUUCUCAUCCUCUGGUUGCUGCUGCUCAGGCUUGCGUCUCUUCUCCUUCUUCAGCUCCUUACGCCUGUCCUUCCGCCGCUGGCGGGCGCCGAUCUCCAUGAUGCCCCGACCACUCAUCUUGACCACCAACGAGUCCUGCACAUGAUGUGCACACCCACAAUGAAUGGAUGAAUGGAUGGAUGGAUGGAUGUAUGCUGCUGUCGCCACAUAUGUCUGUCGUGCCUGCCUGUUGCAUGGCAUGCAUACCAAGGCGGUGUAGUGCGUGAUGUUGUUGUUCCGCCUGAUGUAGUUCUGCGGGGCCCCGCGCGCGUCGACCCCAUUGCACUGCCUGUAGUCCUCCGGGUACUCAAUCGCACCUUCCAUCCACCUGUACUCAUGCAAUAAACGCAUCAACACAGACAGCCAGGUAAGCAGACAGGCAGACAGGCAGCCAUCCAUCCCUUUGUGUGCGGUGUGGGGGGUGCGUGGGUGGUUGGUUCCCACCCUCCUCACCCUCUACAGUCGUCUAUGAGUCUCUCGAGGUCGGCCAGUCCGUCGGCCAAGUCCUGGCGCGUCACAACUUGACCCUUGCUGCUAGGCUCCACGUGAAUGGGGAUGAACAUCUCCUGCACGCACAGACACACAGACAGACAGACAGACAGACAGGCAGCACACAUUCGAGCAACGGCCACCCGCAUAUGCCCUUUGGUACGUCUGUGCGUGGUGUGGUACCCGUCGGAUGUUGCUCUCGUACUGGACCAGGACCGUCCAGCCGGCCGAAAACGCCGAAAAAGCCGCCGAAACCGAUGAACCCGAGAUCUUGAGUCUGAUGGAUGGCGCCACCGCCACACACACACGGUGCGCAGCCUCUAUCCAUAUGGUUACUUGGACAGGAGCUGAAAGCGAAACAUGGAGUUCUGGUCGGGGAUGAGCACGCCCUCGCUGGCGCCGCCCCUGCGCCACUGCACACACACACAUACACAUACACACACACAAUGUGUAUGCAUCGUGUGUGUGCAUCUGAUUGACGUCCACGAUGACCUGACCUUGAUGGCGUUGAACUGCGCUUUGAAGAACUCUUGCAGCACAUACAGGUGAAGCGCUUUGAUGCAGGCCGGCUCCUCACGAUACGCAUGGCCGCCCUUCUCGUGCGUGUGCUUGACCCAAACUGACCGCGCACACACACACAUCCUCGCCUCAGACACAGUAUGUUGCUUUGUGUGUGCUGGCUGCUUUACCUACCUUCAGGACCGAAGUCAUUGAUGUCGUCGCACUGGUCUGGCGGGGGGUCGAGGGGGUCCAGCUCGUCAUCGGCCGCUGGGAUCGCCUCACCGCCCUCACCACCUGCAAGCACACAGACAGACGAGAGAUGGGCUGCCUGCAUUCAUCCCACGCCCCUUUCCCACCCAUACCCAUUAGCCCGUCCGCAUCGUAGCUGUCACCCUCUACCUUGACCUUGACCCCAUCACACACCCCUCCACUCCCCAGAGCAGCACCAGCAUCACCACGGCCGAACACAGACGGCUCCCCCUCCAUCUGCACCCGGUCUUCCUGCGGCUCCUGCUUGACCACCACCGUCUGCAUCGGUGGCACCUCGCCCUCCUCCUCGGUCUUCAGGCACUUGACCACCCAAUCGCCCGAAGGGUUGGCGGGUGAGCCAGGCGGCACGAACCGGACGUUGAGAGGAGGUGAGAUGGGCGGACGGUGGUGGUCGUGGGCGUGUGCGUGCAUUCCAUUCGUGUCCAUCCGCACUGGUCACGUUGCAGCGCUCCAACUGAGGCCGCCGGGCGCUCCAAAUGAUGGAUGAAUCAGCCCAAAUUAUCCACAAAUAUGUGGGACUCUUUCCGCCCUCCUCGCGUGCGGAGAAGAAAGCUGCGUGAUGGGCAACAGCCCCUCC